AUGCUGAGGGACGCUAUGAAGUCUUGGAAUGAUAGCCAGUCAGAUCUUUGCAGCACUGACCAUGAAGAGGAAGAAGAGAUGGUUUUUGGUGAAAAUGAAGACGACUUGGAAGAAAUGAUGGAUUUAAGUGAUCUGCCUACCUCACUUUUUGCUUGCAGUGUCCAUGAAGCAGUGUUUGAGGUGCCAGAGCAGAAGGAGAGAUUUGAAGCGCUUUUCACCAUCUAUGAUGACCAAGUUACGUUUCAGUUGUUCAAAAGCUUUAGAAGAGUCCGAAUAAAUUUCAGCAAGCCUGAGGCGGCGGCACGGGCUCGGAUAGAACUCCACGAGACAGACUUCAAUGGCAGGAAGCUGAAGCUGUACUUUGCACAGGUACAGAUGUCCAGUGAAACACGGGACAAGUCCUAUUUACAGCCACCCCAACCUGCCAAACAGUUCCUCAUCUCCCCUCCUGCGUCACCUCCGGUGGGCUGGAAGCAGGGGGAAGAUGCAACACCUGUUAUAAACUAUGAUUUACUCUGUGCUGUUUCCAAGUUGGGACCAGGAGAGAAAUAUGAACUUCACGCAGGAACCGAAUCCACACCAAGCGUGGUGGUUCACGUCUGUGAAAGUGAAACUGAAGAGGAAGAAGAAACAAAAAACCCCAAACAGAAAAUCACCCAGACGCGGCGCCCAGGACCUCCGACCGCAGCGCUGAGCGAGCCCCGGGCCUUCGACUGUGCGCUUUGA
Molecule: messenger RNA, 726 nt
Organism: Rangifer tarandus platyrhynchus (Svalbard reindeer)
Lineage: Eukaryota; Metazoa; Chordata; Mammalia; Artiodactyla; Cervidae
Source: the annotation of a GenBank genome assembly